AUGGUGGUUCCAUUGAAAACAUUCAAAAAGACAGAUGUCUCGGCGGACACAUGGACUUUGGAGAUGCCUUCAGGUCUUGGCGCUGCAGGCUCGCUAAGAUGUGGCGCUAAGGAAGCCAAGAACUUUCAACCGCACAUUUUUCGUGAUCGAGAACAACGACAUCUUGAAGGACCUCUACCACCGCGACAAAGCAUCAAGAUGUCAUCCUCAAAAGUCCGCACCGGCCAGCUCUGGGGCAAGAGCAAGGAUGAUCUGAAGAAGCAACUCGUGGACCUCAAGACAGAGCUAGGUCAACUCCGCACCCAGAAGAUCGCCGGAGGCGCUUCGUCCAAGCUUCACAAGAUCCACGACCUCCGCAAAUCCGUCGCCCGCGUCCUCACCGUCAUCAACUCCAACCAACGACAACAACUACGCAUCUUCUACGCGAAGAAAAAGUACCUCCCGCUCGACCUACGUCCGAAGAAGACCCGGGCGAUCAGGAGGCGGUUGAGCAAGCAUGAGGCGACGAUCGUGACGGAGAAGCAAAAGAAAAAGUCCACGCAUUUCCCGCAGAGGAAGUAUGCGGUCAAGGCUGAGGUUUAG
This is a messenger RNA of Letharia columbiana, 582 nucleotides long. RefSeq lists its product as uncharacterized. The transcript is spliced from 4 exons. Lineage: Eukaryota; Fungi; Ascomycota; Lecanoromycetes; Lecanorales; Parmeliaceae. Gene Ontology annotation, molecular function: structural constituent of ribosome; mRNA binding. The record is from RefSeq and is a predicted model, not a curated record. The coding region runs from base 1 to 582 and encodes 193 amino acids. Gene Ontology annotation, cellular component: ribosome; cytosolic large ribosomal subunit. Gene Ontology annotation, biological process: maturation of LSU-rRNA from tricistronic rRNA transcript (SSU-rRNA, 5.8S rRNA, LSU-rRNA); translation.